AUGGGUGCCUCCACCGAAUACCCAACACUCCAGUCACUCAAUGACUUCUUAGUUAGUCGUACUCGUGCUCAAGAACGAGUGGAACAGGCUUCUGCUUCAAAACCGCGCUCAUCUGGGAAAACAGCUUCAUACGCUGCUACAGCUGGUCCCAACUCAUCACCUGGCACUCAACCUCCAGCCACGCAAUCAUCUGCUGCACUCGCGAAGCCUCCCAAGAAGAUCAUUGGUAUUGGUGUAGCCGAUGCUGGUAGAACGAAAGGUCAAGUCACAUUCAAGCUUUCAUCUAGGCAUUCAAACGACUCAGUCAUCGUCAGUGCUCAUAUAUUAGGUGAUCUUACUACUCAACUACCAUCUGUUGCACUCAACAUACUCAACUGGGACCAAUACAAACAACUACAGUUGGCAGAUCCAGCGUUCAUGAGACCAGGACCAAUUGAUAUCAUCAUUGGUGCCGAUCAUUAUGGUCUUAUCAUCAAAGAUACACUCAUCAAAAGGUUUGAAGGCCUGCCAAUCGCUCAUCACCAUCUUCGGGUGGAUAUUACUCGGUCCAGUCAACACACUCAUCGACCAUCUAUAACUUAUCAUACUGCUGUCGAGCAGUCUACUCAACAACUUCAAGACCUGCUAUCACGCUUUUGGACUCAAGAAGAAAUUCCAGGCAGUAAAAUCAAGGAACUCAACCCAGAGGAAGAGGCGUGUGAAGCGCAUUUUCAACAAAUUCAUCAACAAGACAGUUCAGGACGAUACAAGGUCCGACUUCCAGUCAAAUCGUCACCUCAACAACUGGGAAAUUCGUACUCAGCAGCAUACCGCUGUCUUAUUCAUCUCAAACGUCGUCUAGAUCAUGACGACCGUUUGAAGGCACUCUAUCUUGAUUUUCUGAAGGAAUACAAAGAACUCAACCACAUGGUAGAAUCAAUUCAAUCAACAACAAGUGAACCUGCCUACUAUCUUCCUCAUUAUGGUGUAUUACGAGAGAGCAGCAUCACAACUAAGCUGCGAGUAGUCUUCAAUGGUUCCAAACCCACCAGCUCAGGUCUUUCACUCAACGAUGUGCUUCACACCGGUCCAAAACUGCAACUAGACAUCUUCGACGUACUCAUAGGAGUUCGCACUCAUAAGCACAUCUUCAUAACAGAUAUCACGAAGAUGUUUAGACAGAUUUUGGUCGACGAACGGGAUCAAAACCUACAACAAAUACUCUGGUUCAACGAACAAGGCCAAAUCACACCAUACAAACUCACCACGGUCACCUACGGGACCAGACCAGCUCCAUAUAUGGCUAUUCGUGCUCUACUUCAACUGGUUGAAGACGACGGACAUCGAUUUCCUCUAGCAAUCAUUCCACUCACCCACGGAAGAUAUGUUGAUGAUAUCUUUGGUGGUGCUGAUGACUUGAACUCAUUGCAACAAGUUGCUGACCAACUUGAAGCACUCUGCAAGGCGGGCGGAUUCCCUCUUGCAAAAUGGGCAAGCAAUCAUCCAGAAUUACAACAACUCAAUCAUGUGGAAGCGAUCAAUAAUCACAAAUUCGAGGAUCCAGACUCCAGCACCAAGAUUCUGGGCAUGUACUGGUCCUCACACUCAGAUCAGUUUUACUUCACGUACUCACCACCAUGCUCAACUCAAAAAUGUACAAAAUGGAUCAUUUUAUCAGAGAUUGCUCAAAUCUUUGAUCCUCUUGGAUUUCUCGCACCACUCAUCAUUCGAGCCAAGGUAUUCAUGCAGGAGCUUUGA
Messenger RNA from Microplitis demolitor, 1737 nucleotides. RefSeq lists its product as uncharacterized. The coding region runs from base 1 to 1737 and encodes 578 amino acids. The record is from RefSeq and is a predicted model, not a curated record. Lineage: Eukaryota; Metazoa; Arthropoda; Insecta; Hymenoptera; Braconidae. The transcript has 2 exons.